AUGGUUGGACCAGAAAUAACGCGACGUUUACCUUAUUAUGAAGGGUUGCGGUUUUCCGUGGAAAAUUAUUUCGGGGUUGGUAUCUUCUUGGGUGCCUCACUUCUGCACAAUUAUCUAACGAAGAGACCAAUUGGUGCCGCAAUCCCAAAGCAUUUGGCGUCUGCCGUGGCGGGGUACCUUAUUGGAAAUGAAGCAGAUAAGUACCUAGACAAUCGGAGAAGCCAGCAAGUGAGUGUCAUUGAAGAUUACAUCUGCAGACACCCUGAAGACUUUCCACGUGUCAGGGCCAAGAAGUACAAAGAUAUUCUGUUACCUUGGAUUCCAGUCAGAUGA
Molecule: messenger RNA, 333 nt
Organism: Candidula unifasciata
Lineage: Eukaryota; Metazoa; Mollusca; Gastropoda; Stylommatophora; Geomitridae
Source: the annotation of a GenBank genome assembly